AUGACCAGUAAGAGAAGACCAUAUUUAAAAACAAGCCAGGCCAGGGCUUCAACAGCAGAUUCAGAUUUAAAGACUGCACCGAGAUUGGCCCACUCCAGCACAGCAACGAAGAGAAAUUGGAUGUUUGAUGAACCCAAAAGGGAUACAUUGACUCCAAGGAAGUCGAUGUUUCUUAAUGUCAACAUUGAUCCAACAAAUUCCUCUACCGAGCAGCAUCAACCUCCACCAAAAAUUCCAAAGGAAUUGAAAAUUGAUGUUCCUAAGGAUGAGGAUACAUAUGUAUAUAGAAAUCCUUAUGCAAGGAAAAACAUAACAAUAACCAUCGAGAAGAAUCCUGGUCUAAAGAAGACUGUAUUCAAAAAAGUUGCUACACCAAAAUAUCCCAGAAGUCCCUUAUUUAAUAAUUCACCUUCCAAAUACUCUGUUGAUUCUCCAACUUCAAGGGGGAACAGACUUUCUCCUCUAAAGUUUGGACAACAAAAAAGAGGUAACAAAACAAUACUUAAGGAACCACUCUCGGACGAAAGCAGGGGAAAGGAAAGGAAAUCAGUUCAAUUUAACGAGAGAGUGUACAUUACAUUUGAUGAUGACGAAAAUGACAAGGACUAUCAGCAUUUUCUGAAUCAGAGGACAAAUUUCCUUUAUUCACAUUCACCAGAACCUAACAACUUUGAUGACCCUUACACGAGACCACUUUAUUUAAGAGCUCCAAAGAGAAAAACUCAAGGAGAGACACAUAUUAAAAGAGAGUAUUUGACAACUCUCAGAUUACUUGGAUUUGAUGAUAUAGACAAUAAUAUUGAUCUGGAGACGUUAUCCAUCUCGUACGAAAGAAGAGAAAAUGACUUUAGAUUCAUUGAUCCAUCACUCAACUCUCAUAACAAACAUAUCGUACAUAUGCUAAGACCGAGUGAGUAUGUUAAAGAUGCACUGGAGGAAAGGAAGAACUACGUUGAACCAGUUCUUCCUGACUUGGAAAAAUUGAAAAUGGCAAGAUUGAAAGGAGAAAUAAGGAGAAGAAAUGUUGAUUUAUCCUAUCUUAAUAAGAGCUAUGAACAAUACGAAUACCUUAAAUCACUGCCAGAGGAUCAACACACAGUCAGAGGAACUGCAGAGAGUUUACCACAAUCUCAACAAAACGAGGAAAUCUCUUCUGCCAGGGAUGCUGAGCUUAGAGAUGGUUUAGUGACAUACUUUUUAAAUGAAGAGAAAAUACAAAAGGAAAAGAUUAUGAGCCAAGAGGAAAGAGUAACCUAUGAUGCAAAACAGAUUAAUCUGUUGAGUAAUGAAUUAAUGAAAGACAUCCCACUGCAAACAGGAAUGACAAUAGCCAGAAUCUUUGCAAACCCUCAUCAAGCAGAUAGAAUCAGUAGAGAACAAUAUAUAUCCAGAGCAAGAAAGUACAAGACCGAAAUGAGAAAGAAAAAGCAAAGAGAGCAAGAUGAAUUUGAAAAGACUAUUGCUAGCAUAAGACAAGAUGAAUAG
Naegleria gruberi is the source of this 1485-nucleotide messenger RNA. RefSeq lists its product as uncharacterized. The coding region runs from base 1 to 1485 and encodes 494 amino acids. NCBI's taxonomy places the organism in Eukaryota, Heterolobosea, Eutetramitea, Acrasida, Naegleriidae. The transcript has a single exon. The record is from RefSeq and is a predicted model, not a curated record.